AACUUGCGCUGAGCUUCAUUGUAUAGGCUACACUUUCCUACAUCCUACAUCUACAUAUUACUAACCCUGCAAUAUGAAUCUGUUGCACUUUCUUCCAGUCUACUUCGUUUGUGUUCAAUCAGCAACAAUAAUGGCUUACAGAGGCAGCGUGAGACCCUUCGUCAACUUCAACCCCAAACACGAUGCUGAAAUUCUCCAUAAAGCCAUGAAGGGAAUAGGUACGAAUGAAGACACCAUCCUCAUGCUUCUGACUUCACGCAGCAACGAUCAGCGCCAGGAUAUCAAGGCGGUGUAUAAACAGGCGCACGGAAAGGACCUGGUCAGCGCUCUGAAGUCGGAGCUCGGGGGGCUGUUUGAGAGUUUGAUCGUGGCCUUGAUGACCCCGUCUGCCUCAUACGAUGCUUCCCAACUGCACAAGGCUCUGAAGGGCAUCGGCACUGAGGACGAUGUGCUGAUCGAGAUCCUGGCCUCCAGGACCGGCGAACAGAUUAGAAAUAUCGUCAAAGAGUACAAGAAAGAGUACAACGGAAAGCUGGAGAAAGAUAUCGUCGGUGACACCUCGGGGCACUAUCAGAGACUACUGGUGAUCCUGCUGCAGGGGAGCAGGGAGGAUGGACUAGGCGUGGAAAAUAUUGAUAAAGACGCAAAGGCCUUGUUUGACGCUGGUGAGGGAAGGUUUGGCACCGAUGAGGAACCAUUCAUCACAAUUCUUGGCAACAGGAGGGUAGAACAUCUCAGAAAAGUGUUUGAUGCCUACGAGAAGCUCUCUGGCUCUGAACUAGAGGACAGCAUUGAGGGAGAGACCACUGGGAAUUUUGAGAACUUACUGCUGGCUGUUGUGAAAUGUGUCAGGAGUGUCCCAGAGUUUUUCGCUGAAGGCCUGUCUAAAUCUAUGAGGCGUGCUGGAACGGAUGACUCCACCCUGAUAAGGAUUAUGGUGUCGAGGAGCGAGAUAGACAUGUUGGACAUCAGGACCUGCUUCAAAAAGAAAUAUGGAGCUUCUCUUUACACCACCAUCCAGGAGGAUACAGAUGGGGACUACCAGAAGGCUCUACUGUACCUCUGUGGUGGGAAUGAUUAAUGGUGUUUUGUGCACUGAUGAUGAGCUGCUGCUGCUGCUGCUGCGGGACAAAGAUACACAUGUGAUGAGGUUAUUGAUCUGGAGUUGUUGAUUCUUUCUGACUUUGGCUUGCUAUUGAUUGAAUUAGUGUGAAUUACCCCCUUGACGUUAUGACAAUAUACGUACAUCUUCAUGGACUGCAGUUUAAGUCUUAUAUUUGCUUUUUGUUUGACAACAGAAGAAAGAAAACAGCUCAAUGUCGUGUACAGGCUUUGUUUUGAAUGUAGUCAAUAAAGGUAGCUAUGUUGAAAAAUAUAAAUAUUUGCUCAUUCUCUCCUCUUGUUUUGAAUAAACAUGUACACACA
Molecule: messenger RNA, 1425 nt
Organism: Trematomus bernacchii (emerald rockcod)
Lineage: Eukaryota; Metazoa; Chordata; Actinopteri; Perciformes; Nototheniidae
Gene: anxa5a
Product: annexin A5a
Exons: 12
Coding region: 74-1081 (335 amino acids)
Biological process (GO): negative regulation of coagulation
Cellular component (GO): cytoplasm
Molecular function (GO): calcium-dependent phospholipid binding; calcium ion binding
Source: RefSeq, a predicted model, not a curated record